GCUUCUCCGGAGAAUCCCGGACGACAGACGCAUUUUUUGCCGACGCACGUGCCUCCAUUUUGGCAGAGAUUCGGGCAGGAAUUGGCUGACGUCAACGAGUUCCCAUCUGAAUUUUAUUUUUUUCCGUCAUAAAAGCAUCUGUGUCCAUCCAGGCAAGGUCCAAAUUCCGCCCGCUAUCGUCUAAUAGUUGAACAUUUCUUCGCUAGAGAGCAGUGCAUGAUGACAAGCAAAACAGCAGACGAACUAUCGGCGUUCGCAAUUCGCAGGUCAAUGUCUUCCAAGUGCACUGCUGGCAUCAUCAUCAUCGGGGAUGAAAUCACAAAAGGAAAAGUGGCUGAUACCAAUUCUCAUUACGUGGCCCAGAAACUCUAUUCACUGGGGGUAGAUGUACGCAAGAUAUCUGUUAUUCCUGAUGAAGUGGAUGUCAUCGCUGAGGAAGUAGCCCUUUUUUCCAAAAAGUUCACCCACGUUGUGACAGCUGGGGGAAUCGGUCCAACUCACGAUGACAUUACAUAUCAAGCCAUUGCCCAUGGUCUACAAGAGAGGUUGAUCCUGUUGCCCGAUCUUGUGGCCCUCAUCAAAUCUCAUUUCAAGAUUACUGUACCAGAUUAUGAUCCUCUCAAUCCUCCCACAUUUCCUUGGGAUGUGGAAACGACCAGUUUUGAUCCAGCUCUAAAGAUGGCUCUAGUUCCAGCCUCUAGUCGAUUACACCAUGCCAACGGGGUCUCUGUUUUCCCCAUGGUCCAGGUGAACAACGUGUACAUCAUGCCGGGCAUCCCGCAAUACCUCAAACGAUGUUGCAGGCACUUGGAAAUCCUAGCCCGGAAUCCCGAUUACGCCUUUCUGACUAACGAAAUCUACGUCCAGACGGAUGAAGUCCGUUUGGCGCCCAUUUUAAACGCAGCCGUCAAGCAAUUUGGAGCUCAUGUUUCGUUCGGUUCCUACCCUGUCAUAGGUCACAGUUACUACCGCACCAAGUUGACAAUGGAAUCCACCAAUCAGGCCCGGCUAGACGCUGCCUAUCAGUACCUGUCGUCCGAGCUGCCAGCCGAUAGCAUCGUUUCCUACGAUCCCAUGGCCAUCGAGCGAGCAGCGGAAGCCAUUCAAGAUAUCAUCGGUGGCAAGGGAGCCCAUCAUCACGAGCUCCAGGUCCCCGUAUCCAACGCCUAUCAGACGAUUGAAGAAUGUCUUUCGCGCUACCAGCCGUCGGAGGUGUGCGUUUCGUUCAACGGCGGCAAGGACUGCAGCGCUUUGCUUCACCUGAUUCACGCGGCCUGGACUAAACGAAACAAAGGAUCGACAACCGAUGGGUUGAGGUUACGAGCGCUCUACAUCCGCGGACAGGAUCCAUUCCCCGAGAUGGAACAGUUUAUCGAAGACACGCGACAAAGGUAUGAUUUGGAAUUGUGGACAGUGCCGGGACCCGUGCGAUCCGGAUUGAAGAUGGCGUUGAAUGAGCAUCCCGAAAUCAAAGCCAUUCUCAUGGGAACCCGACGGAGUGAUCCUCACUCUGCAAAUCUUCAGGCUUUUCAGAUGACGGACGACGGCUGGCCGAGCGUGAUGAGGGUUAGCCCCAUACUAGACUGGUCCUACCAACAGGUCUGGCUCUUCCUACGUCAACUCAAUCUUCCCUACUGCAACCUCUACGAUAAAGGAUACACAUCGGUAGGCAACCGUGGCAAUACGCAACCGAACGCAGCGCUACGGGUGAUCGACCCUGCAACAGGGCUGGAAACUUACAGGCCGGCCUACCUACUUCACGACUGCAUGGCUGAACGACAGGGUCGUUUGUAAACAAACAAACAAACAAAAAUGGACGACGCAGAUUUUUAUUUUGCCCAAUCCGGCCAUCAUUUAUCUCACUGUGUGUAGUCUCCAUUUGAUGGGAUCCUUUUGGAUUUGGCCCAGUUGGGAAUUUUUUUUUGUCCAACGUUGUCACAUCACAACAAACAUUGCCUUGUAUGUUGAUUUCCCCAGUUUACGCCACAUUGUGUAAAGAAUACACGCCAGGAAGAAGGA
Molecule: messenger RNA, 2019 nt
Organism: Daphnia magna
Lineage: Eukaryota; Metazoa; Arthropoda; Branchiopoda; Diplostraca; Daphniidae
Product: FAD synthase
Exons: 7
Coding region: 217-1794 (525 amino acids)
Biological process (GO): FAD biosynthetic process
Molecular function (GO): FMN adenylyltransferase activity
Source: RefSeq, a predicted model, not a curated record